UUGGUUUAUGACAUUGAUCAGGCGCAUGCAAAUAUUUGGCUGUCUCCUGCUUUGAAUUUCUACUUUUAAAGAAUAAAGAUAAAUUUGGCAAUUAGUAUUGGUGGAGACCUUGUUGUCCGAGAUCUGUGAAGUGAAGAAUAUAUCUGAUGAACUCUUUGAGGAUCUAAUCAUCCUCAUCUGGGAGAACAAUGCCAUAGAGAUGGAUUUAAUCCAUAAACUCAAUGAGAAGGUCCUGCAGCUCAACGUUCAACUGGCGGAUUCACUGGAAUUUUUUCCGGAAACGGAAACAGAAUUACCUAAACGGAAAUUUAUUGAAGAAAGGAGCGAUGAUGAAAUAAAUGGUUCUGAUAUAAAAGAACCUAGUUGCCCGGAGGGAACGGGUGAAGUAUCUUCAACUAGAGAAAAUAUAGAAACCAACAGUGAAGAUGUGCCCGGGAGAGAUAUUAGCGAAACAAAUUUUGAUCACGGAUACUUCGGAGUAGAUUCUCUUUACCCAGGGAUAACUGUGAAUAAGGUUUUCGACUCCAAUCCAACAGAGAUUUCUUCCCAGGGCAGUUUACAGGACAACCUGGAGGAACUCUUGAAUUCAUUCCAACCUUUCUCAGAAAAUGAUGACGAACUUGAAGGAUUAUUUACUUGUAAUUCAGACCUUGAAUAUGAGGAGAACCCUUCUCUUGACCCGGGGAAUCUGGAACCUGGUUCCUUAGACUCCGCUUACUAUGGUUCAGCUGAUCUCAUUUAAUCCAAUAUUUUUCUCUUCUCAAUUUUUUUUGUACGUCAACAGUGUGCAGUAGAUAAUCUGCAAACUAUGGUCUUGCUUUUGUUUAGAUAUUUAAAUGUUUUGUAACCCAUCAAAUAUUAUAGUUCGAAUAACAUAAUUUCUCAGCAAAAAAUGUCCAUAUUUCUAUGAAAUUGAGUCAUCUCUUUAAGCAAUCAAUAUUAUAUGUAUUCUAUUAAUUUUUUGAGUGUUUCA
Messenger RNA from Eurytemora carolleeae, 973 nucleotides. RefSeq lists its product as uncharacterized. Bases 200 to 742 code for a protein of 180 amino acids. NCBI's taxonomy places the organism in Eukaryota, Metazoa, Arthropoda, Copepoda, Calanoida, Temoridae. The record is from RefSeq and is a predicted model, not a curated record. The transcript is spliced from 3 exons.